This is a messenger RNA of Hermetia illucens (black soldier fly), 2568 nucleotides long. Its product is annotated as facilitated trehalose transporter Tret1-like. Lineage: Eukaryota; Metazoa; Arthropoda; Insecta; Diptera; Stratiomyidae. Bases 555 to 2264 code for a protein of 569 amino acids. Gene Ontology annotation, cellular component: membrane. Gene Ontology annotation, biological process: transmembrane transport. The transcript is spliced from 7 exons. The record is from RefSeq and is a predicted model, not a curated record. Gene Ontology annotation, molecular function: transmembrane transporter activity.
UCCACUUCUCUAGAUUUUCGCUGUAAGCCAGGCUUAAGCCCUGUCGUGUCGCUCCCAUAUAGCAUUUUUCCGCAGUCAAGCCAUAUAGUGAUCUUCAGUACUUUGUGGUAAGCGGGCGCUCUUCAUGUUAGACGUUUUCACUUUUCCAUCGCGAGUGGCUCAUCUAUUUCCAGCGAUUUUAUAUUGAUUUUAGUUUUAUGAAGCUUGUGAACUUUUUUGUUCAAAUUUAGUGACAAAUCGACGUUAGUGAUUAACUAAUGCGAUAGUGCUAAAAUUGGUUCGUGAAAGUUAUUCAAGCGAAGUUAGUGUUUACCAGAUAUAUUUGUGGUUGUAUCUGAUGAAUGCAUCUAUUUAUUUUACAUAGGUAGAUACAUAAUCUGAAACGUGCAGUUUACAGUUUUAAUAAAACUAUUACGUGAAAACCCAAUAUUAGAAGAAGAGCAAUAAUAAAUGGAAUUGUAAUCGAAGUCUUUCAAAACGGUUUCGCAUAACAUAUUUACUAAAACCUUCUAGGAAGUAAUGCAGAACUGAUUGGGUUAGGACCGAAUCAAACCAUGGGGAAAGCGUCAUAUAACAUCACCACACAUGACCCUAAUGCGAAGAAACAACAACCAUGCAAUGCUAGCACUGAAAAUAAACCAGAAGUCGGAAAAUUUCGCCGUAUCUUGCCACAAAUACUAGCCAGUACUGCUAAGAACUUCCUGUUGUUCGAUUUAGGAUUAUCAGUAGCUUUUCCCACUAUCGUCAUACCUGCACUUCGGCGGACGAUUGUAAGUGAACAUUAUGUGGAGCCAUUACAUUUCUCGGACGGGGAGGCAUCAUGGUUUGCAAGUAUCCCGUUCAUAUGCCAACCAAUAGGAAGCAUAUUUUCCGGUUGGGUAUCUGAGCCCCUGGGCCGCAAACGUGCAAUGAUAGUUGUUAAUAUACCUCACAUCAUCGCUUGGAUCCUUCUCUAUUAUGGGAAUUCCCAUGAAAUACUAUUUAUAGGAGCGAUUCUCCUAGGACUCGGUGUGGGAUUCAUGGAAGCACCGAUUAUCACAUACGUGGGAGAAAUCUGCGAACCAUCCAUUCGGGGAAUUUUAAUUUCCUGUGCUGGAGUUGCAGUUACCCUGGGCUUCCUUGUAGUCUAUUUACUAGGAUCCCUGAUGGACUGGCGAACUGCAGCGCUUGUUUGUUUAUGCGUUCCUGUCAUGACCAUGGUCGCUAUUUGUUUCGUCCCGGAAACCCCAAUGUGGCUGCUCUCGAAGCAUAGAAAGGAUGAUGCUUUGAAAUCGUUGCAAUGGCUUAGGGGAUGGGUAUCACCAAAGGCUGUGGAAAAGGAGUUUUCUGAGAUGCAACGAUACAGUGUGAAUUCAAAUAAGUGCAGCGAUUGCGCGAAAGCGGAUAUUACAUGUCCCCACCCGCCGCCAACAUUAAUGGAAAAACUGGGCGAAAUAAAAAGGAAAAGAACACUUAAAGCCUUCGCGUUGGUGCUGAGCAUUUUCGCGUUUGGACAAUUUAGUGGUCUCCUCGCUAUGCGCCCUUUCCUUGUCCAAAUAUUCAAGGCUUAUGGCGUCCAACUGGAUCCCAGCUGGGGAACCGUCGUGCUGGGUCUUGUCUCAGUUUUCGCAAAUCUGAGCUGUAUGGUGUUCGUGAAAAUUAUUGGAAAACGAAAAAUUACCCUAAUCGGGUUCACAGGAUGUGUUUUGAGUUGUAUUGCGUUGGGAUCAUAUGCUCAGACACAUUUUCCAGCGAAUUAUAACUCAUUUAAUCCACUGCCAGGUUAUCAGGUCCCUUCGGCGAAUUUUCCGUUGAUAAUGUUCCUGGUUCUCGCGUUUUCCACUUACGGUGGAGUUACCUCAACACCGUGGAUGCUGCUGAGUGAAGUUUUCCCAUUCAAGGCACGAGGGUUGGCGACAGGACUUGCUGCUGGCAUCAACUAUGGGAUAGCCUUCGUAGGAGCUAAGUCAUAUAUCAAUCUAGAUAAAGGGCUUUCGUUGAAUGGGACCAUGUGGCUGUUCACAGCUGUAAAUAUUCUUGGAUUAUUUUUCACCUAUUUUUUCUUGCCGGAGACCGAAAAUCGUACCUUGGAGGAUAUCGAAUUACAUUUUUCUCAAAAUGACCGGAAACUAACUGAUAUUAAGAUCAAAAAGAAUUCCAGUAACGCUGGCGACUUGGAAUGUGGAGCAGAUGCGAAAUCGAAAGAAAAUCAAGUAAAUCAGGAAAACUCGAAGGAUUCCAACAAUCAGAAAGGCUGUGAUAACAGAGGUUUCAUUGAAAAUUAAUGAUACUUUUGUAGAUUAAAAUUAUUCGUAAUUUGUGAUCUGUUUUAUUGCACAUUUUUAUAUACAAAUUAUUUUUAGCGUGUACUAUUGGGCGUACCGUAUUUUUUCCAAAAUGUUAAGCUCACAAUAUUCAUUAAGAUACUUUGUGGAUACAAUUUUUAUUGUUGUUAAUUGAUUUAAGUUUGAAAAUUUUAUUUAAGUAAAUUGUUCAGCUCAGAAAUGUAAUGAAUAAUUUACGGUACCGAUUUUUAUGCAAUUGUAAGUUUUAAAUAACAAAAAAUAUAUUCUGAGGAAUUUAUGCAUU